Messenger RNA from Malaclemys terrapin pileata, 4046 nucleotides. RefSeq names its product terminal nucleotidyltransferase 5B (gene TENT5B). Gene Ontology annotation, molecular function: RNA binding; poly(A) RNA polymerase activity. The transcript has 2 exons. Bases 183 to 1376 code for a protein of 397 amino acids. The record is from RefSeq and is a predicted model, not a curated record. Lineage: Eukaryota; Metazoa; Chordata; Testudines; Emydidae. Gene Ontology annotation, biological process: mRNA stabilization.
CGGCGCGCAGCACGAGGUGUUCGGACACGGCGCCGGCUCCCACGGGUUCUCCUCAGCCUCCCUCAGAAUUGUGGUGUUGUUUUUUUAAGCCCCUCACUUCCGGUUGUUUUCUUGCCCGCUUCCGGGUGACUUGGGCUCGGCUUCCGGUGGCGUUUCCCAGGAGCGGCGCGGGGCGGGUGGCGAUGCUGUCAGCGGGGGCGCCCGGGGCUGGCGGCUCGGAGCGGCCCGGCGGCCGGUUCAGCGUGCUGAGCUGGGAGCAGGUGCAGCGGCUGGACCAGAUCCUGGGCGAGGCUGUGCCCAUCCACGGCCGGGGCAACUUCCCCACCCUGUCCGUGCGGCCCCGCAGGAUCGUGCAGGUGGUCCGCAGCCGUCUGGAAAAGAAGGGAAUUGCAGUCCAUAAUGUCAGGUUGAAUGGCUCAGCAGCUAGCCAUGUCCUACAUCAAGAUAGUGGCCUAGGGUACAAAGACUUGGACCUCAUUUUUUGUGUGGAUCUGAAGAGUGAGGAUUCUUUCCAGCUAGUUAAAGAUGUGGUCAUGGACUGUCUCCUGGACUUCCUCCCAGAAGGCGUAAACAAAGACAAGAUCACCCCCAUGACUCUGAAGGAGGCAUAUGUGCAGAAACUAGUGAAAGUAUGUAAUGAAACAGACCGCUGGAGCCUUAUAUCACUGUCUAAUAACAGUGGGAAAAAUGUGGAACUCAAAUUUGUGGACUCUCUCAGACGGCAGUUUGAGUUCAGCGUGGACUCCUUCCAGAUCAUAUUGGAUUCACUGUUACUAUUCAGAGAGUGUUCAGAGAACCCCAUGUCUGAGAACUUCCACCCCACAGUCACUGGGGAAAGCAUGUAUGGGGACUUUGGGGAAGCGAUGGACCAUCUCAGGAGCCGAAUCAUCGCCACCAGGAACCCAGAAGAAAUUAGAGGUGGUGGGCUUCUGAAGUACUGCAAUCUCCUGGUGAGGGGGUUUAAGCCCAAGUCGGAAGUAGAUAUGAAGGCGCUACAGAGAUACAUGUGCUCUAGGUUUUUCAUAGACUUUUCCGACAUUGGAGAACAGCAGCGGAAGCUUGAGUGUUACCUUCAGAGUCACUUUGUUGGGAUGGAGAGCAAAAGGUAUGACUGCCUAAUGACCCUGCACCGGGUGGUGAAUGAAAGUACAGUGUGCCUGAUGGGACACGAAAGGAGGCAAACUCUGAACCUCAUUGCCAUGCUGGCUGUGAGGGUGCUGGCUGAGCAGAACAUCAUCCCGACGGUAACCAAUGUGACCUGCUACUAUCAGCCAGCACCCUACGUCAGCGAAAUAAACUUCAACUACUACGUCACCCAUGUGCAACCCCUUCGGCCUUGCAGUCACUCCUACCCAACAUGGCUUCCUUGUAACUGAGCAUGGACAGCACUCUCCAGGAUCUGUAUUCCAGGGUGCUCCCUGGCCUUGGCAGCCUUCUGGAAGAACUGUGACAAGGCAAUAUACUGGACUCUUUCUCGAGAGUUUCUUGUUCCCAAGUUUGUUUGGAACUAGCUGUGUCUGCUGUACGCUGUGGAGAUUGGAUGUGCAGUGUUAUUGGAAACUGUAGAUCUGAGAUGUUUACAGGAAGACUUAUGAAUUAUGUAGGCAACGGGGGAGUUAGGGGGUUUGUAGGGUUAGACUAAAGGUAGAGCUGCACUGCCCUGAAAUGCAAAUCAGUCUGAAUUUCCUUUGGGUGCAGGAGGUGUUAAGGUUUGUGCAGACUCAUGGUUUCUGAAGAUAGAAGCCAGGGUGGCUGAUUCCUUUGAAGGACCAAAGAAUCCUGUUCUUAAGUGCCUGUAACAAUAUAAACACAAUUGUACUGUAAACCUUUAUUUUUUUGUUCUUGUCAGGGGCUAAGAUCCCUAAGUGCUUGUGUGGGGAUGUCUCAAGAUGAAAAUGUUUUGUUUGGGAUGGGAGGGGGUCAUUUGAUCAUUUCUAGUAACAUAACAAACAGAUGUUGGAUUGCAGGUGACGUAUUGCUAAGGCUUUUGGCAUGGCUUGCUGCUCGUGAAGGACUAGCUAACAGUAUCUAAUAGUAGUCAAAGCUGAGUGUCAGAGGUGGGGGUUGGCAUUGAAUGUAAUACCAGACACUGGGGUUGUGGAGAAUGCUGUUUAGAGCUUUCUGGAAAUGGGAAGCAGUAGACCCCCAUCCAAGUAUUCACUAAAAAGCUCCAAAAUUCUCAGCUAACUUGUGUACAUAAACAGUAACGCAGGGGAUGUGUUUGGGAGUCUGCCCCAGGUUCUACUAGUACAAAGCUGUACGUCUUCUAUGGAAUUGGGAAUGCUGCUACUUUUUGGCAUGCAGAGUGGUUUUAAUGCCCAAACAACCAGUGGCCAGCUGGGCUAUCUGGGAAAGACCAGGCUUGUCCUGAAGCACAAACCAACUAUUGGCUUGUCAAACCAUUAACUGUAGCAGUUGAUUUUAUGUAGGCUGGAGCCAGUUUUAGGUCAAAUGCUUCGAGCCCCAUCCCUCAAGUAUUCAGUUCAGUCUUGGAGUUCUAGCAGAUUCUUUUGAUGCUAGCCUGCCUUGGCGAGAGAAGAAAUCUUCCUUUCUCUGCCCUUUUGUCAAAAGCAGCCUGGUUUUUUCAGCUACACAAUUCCACAUCUGAGCAACAGAUUCGUAAUCUCAUUAGAAAUGAAACAUGACUUCUUUUGUGCCAAAAAAAAUACCACUUAAGUUUGGCUUUAGGAAAAGGUAUGUCUUUUUAAAAAAAAAAAAAAAAAAAAAUUCAAAACAAACCUUUAUGCCUGAGAGCAUUUUGGUGUAUCUUAUGCAAAUGUUCUGCCUUUGAAGUUGUGGUGUGUGUAUAGAGUACAAACAGUCCUGCCCUGAGUUGUCUGGAUUGCUUACCCAUUCUUUUGCAACAUCACAUUCUGAGACUUAACUAGGCAUGGGUUUGUGACGCUGGUACAACUGAGACAUGAGGCAUUUUCUGCUCAAAAAGAGAAGUGCGCAGCUCUGGGAGUACACAACACUAGUCACUUCAUGGUGCUUCUUCAAAGGCUAAUAUACUUGAGUAUUUUUACUAACUUGUUUUCUGGUUGUUAUAAAACUGUACCACAGCUGGGCAGACUGAACAAUCUAAUAAAGAUUAGAUACUUGGCAUAUGUAUAACCAGAAUUUUACCUUCUUGCGCGGGGAGAGUGUGCAGGGGAGGGAGGGUUGGAGCUUGUGAAUGCAUUUCUCUGAAUACUAACAAGCUUAAACAAAUCUGCCCCAACUUUGCUUCUUUCAUCUUUAUCCAGUAAGAACUGUGAAGAACAGGGCCCUGCCACUACCUGUCAGUUUGUAGGUUUAACAAUGACCUCAUGCUCUUAGAUUGUACAUGUUUAUUUACAUGAUACAGCUUAUGGGGUAAACUGCUACAUACAACUUCUUGAUGCCCAGAGCCUGCUUCCUGUUGCAAUGCCUGACGGAGGGGUUUCAAAUUAGUUUUUCCUUGUGCUGAAAAACUGGUGUAAAGGCUGUUUUUUGAAAACUAACUAGGAUCUCUAGACAUGCAAUCCUCACUCACUUUAAGGGGGGACCUGGCUUUGCACUCUUUACUAAACUUACUAUUAACACAGCUGAUCUGUAGCAUGCUGCACGUUUUAUUUAAUUUUACUUUAUUUUGGGGGGGCAGGGAGGCUUCUCUCAUAUUCUUUACCACAAAGGGUGAAGGUAGAUGCACUAAACUCUGAUCUUUCCAGGGCAGUGACAGAGCUCCCUCUUUAACAGAAUGUAAAGUUUCCCCACAACUGAAGGCUUGAUUGGUGGGGGGGAGGGGGACUUAAACUAAGGUUGCACUUUUGAUUUGUGGCGUGUGUGGGGUAUGGCACUCUUGUGAAUGGGAGUGGUUGAUUCCUUGCAGUGUGAUAUGCUACCACUUGUAGAAAAUCUGAAGAUUCCUAUAGUCUGGCACUCUUUUUUUUUUUUUUUUUUUUUAAAUUUGGUUUCAAAUGUACAUUUUUUUUCUGCAUCUGUAUCACUUGUCAUGCAAUGGGCUUGACAUAGACUCACUAGAUUCUUUAGAAUCUGUUACAAAUAAAUACAGUGUAUUGAAUUCA